UGUAGGAAUUGCACUGCUACUGCUUGAUAAAACUCUGCAGCAUCUUCUGUUGUGACUGGACUAGUAAAGUGAGAUGUGAGAGUCUGUAUUGGGAAAGUGUUUACUGAAACCUAAAAUCACUUUAAUGGAAAAAUGAGUGAAGAGAGUAAUAAGAAGGGUGAUAAAAGCCUUGGGAUCCCCAAGGAACUUCAAUCCCAUGCUAUCCAAGAGGCUCUUCAGAAGGGCAUUGACCUUCGCCAGUAUUCCUUGAGCAUUGAAGAGGAACUAAAGAAGGUGGAGAAUGCUUCCAUCCAAGAUUACAUCAAAGAGAGUCAUAACAUAGCCAAUCUCCAUAAUCAGAUUUCUGCUUGUGAUGAUAUUCUUCAGAGAAUGGAGGAGAUGCUACGAGGCUUCCAGUCUGAUCUGGGUAGCAUUAGUGGUGAAAUCGCAACUUUGCAGCAACAUAGUGUGUCCAUGAAUGUUCAGCUGAAAAACAGGCAGGCAAUACGUGGUCAACUGAGCCAAUUCAUUGAUGAAAUGAUUGUACCAGAAAACAUGAUAAGAACUAUCCUGGAUUGUCCUGUCACUGAGACUGACUUCCAGGAACAGCUGCUCAUUCUUGACCAGAAGAUUGCUUUUGUGAAGGAACAAAGUUUCAGAGAGGCUAGAUCUGUACAAGAUGUGAGAGAUGUAUUGGAAAAUCUUAAAAUCAAGGUGCUUUCGAAGAUCCGAGAAUUCCUUCUGCAGAAAAUAUAUCAAAUGAGGAAGCCCAUGACAAAUUACCAAAUGCCUCAGAAUGCAAUGUUGAAACACAAAUACUUUUACCAAUUCUUGAUGAGUCAUGAACGGGAAAUUGCCAAGGAGGUAAGAGAUGAAUAUGUUGAAACUAUGAGUAAAAUCUAUUUCUGCUACUUCAAGACAUAUAUGUCACGUCUCAUGAAGCUCAUGACAGAGGAAGUUGCCACAAAGGAGGAUCUCCUUGGUGCUGAGGAAACUGUUCGCUUUAGCCUCUUUAGCACAAAGCCUUCUAUGAGGAAUAAAUCCACUGUCUUCACAAUUGGACAGAGAGCUGAAGUGCUUACAAGUGAACUGGAAGCUCCUAUCAUGGUUCCACACACAUCUCAGCAAACAGGGAAAAAAUACCCAUUUGAGACCUUAUUCAGGAGUGAGCAAUUUGCUCUUGUUGACAAUGGUUGUCGAGAGUACCUUUUCCUGAGUGAAUUCUUCAUGGUACAAGAUAACCAUGCCAUGGAUCUCUUCAAUUCAGUCAUGGGACGAACAAUAUCUCUUUUCCAAGUAGGGUGCCAUUCCUCCCCCUUGCAUGCAUAUGUUGAUGUUGCUAUGAAAAUAUCUAUUAGGCAAAUGGAAACAUUUGUUUUGGAGAGUUGGGAUUCACUGUCUCUAUUUUUGUGCAUCCAUUUGAUACAUCGAUAUAGGCUUUUGUGCCACAAGAGGGCUGUCCCAGCUUUGGACCAUCAUUGGGAUGCUCUCCUCAAGUUACUCUGGCCACAUUUUGAGCAAAUCCUUAUGCUGAAUCUACAAAGUCUUCAUGACUGUGACCCUCAUAAAAUAGCAGAAUAUGACAUUCACCCUCAUUAUAUCUCCCGUCGCUAUGCAGAGUACAGCUCAAGCUUGUGUUCCCUGAAUGACAGCUUCCCAACAGAUAAUUCUCGUGUGGAUAAGCUAUUGCUUCUCCUCCAGACAGAGAUGCAAAAUCUCUUGUUGAAGAUGGCUGCUGUUUUCAGGGAUAGAAAACACCAGCUCAUGUUUCUCAUCAAUAACUAUGAUAUGAUGCUCAGCAUAUCAGUUGAGCGUACACGGGAAGAUUCGAAGGAAUCAGAGAGUUUCAGGGAGAAGUUGAAUGCUUUGUCCAAUGAAUAUGUUGAGCUGCUUUUGCAGCCACAUUUUGGAGGCCUGUUGCAAUUUGUUCAGGAUUUAGAAGCACUUGGUGAAGAUAACACUACCAUGAAAGCUCAGGAAAUGAAAGUGGUUACAUUAGUAAAAGCAUUCAAUGCCAGCUGGAAGAAAUCCUUGGAUGAUAUAGACACUGAAGUGAAAACUUCCUUCCCAAAUUUCAAGAAUGGGAACAACAUCUUACAAGCAACUCUUACUCAAUUUGUCCAAUACUAUCAUCGAUUUCAGAAGAUCCUUAGCCUCCCAUCAUUUAAGACUCUUCCUGUUCGAUCUGAGCUCAUCAACAUCCAUCAGCUUAUGGUGGAAGUCAAGAAAUACAAACCUGCCUUUUGAUUUGAGAACCAGUUCAUGGUUUAAUGAUGGACUGGAGUAAGCUCAUUUUGAUGGGUUCUCCUAUACAUUUCAUAUACAUCCACAAUCAUAAGAUGCACCUAUGCCUUUGAUCUGUGAUAUUGAUAAUUUUCUUGGUG
Molecule: messenger RNA, 2363 nt
Organism: Darwinula stevensoni
Lineage: Eukaryota; Metazoa; Arthropoda; Ostracoda; Podocopida; Darwinulidae
Source: the annotation of a GenBank genome assembly